Messenger RNA from Amaranthus tricolor (Joseph's coat), 611 nucleotides. RefSeq lists its product as uncharacterized. The record is from RefSeq and is a predicted model, not a curated record. The coding region runs from base 110 to 427 and encodes 105 amino acids. Lineage: Eukaryota; Viridiplantae; Streptophyta; Magnoliopsida; Caryophyllales; Amaranthaceae. The transcript has a single exon.
ACCUUCCUCCCACAACCAAAACGUCUACUCUCCACGUCUUUCAUAACAUAUCAACCAUUUUAUUUUUAUUCCUCCUUCCGAGUUGAAACAGAUUUUAGAAUCGGAGAAAAUGGGCGAGUUGGCAGCGAGUUACCGGUUUGAGAAUCGAAGGGAUAUCACCAUGGUGACGAGCGGACGAGUUCACUCAGCACGAGAUGGGUUUUCGACUUCACCUGAGUUUUUGCCAUACCCAGUAGAGGUGAUUCGGGCGAGUCACGAGUCGAAGAAGGGAAAGAAAUGGGGUCGACUCAGUGAUCCAGAGAUGAAACGGAAGAAACGAGUUAUAAAGUAUAAAGUUUAUGCAAUGGAAGGUAAAGUUAAAGCUUCAUUUAGAAAAGGGUUGCAUUGGAUCAAAAAUAAAGUUUCUGCAUUUGUUCAUGGUUAUUGAAAUUAUUAUCACAAUAUUAAAAAAAUAGAGAAAUUAUUGUAUGAUCGAUCAAUACUCAAUGAUGGUCAAAGGAGAGAGAAAUUAUGAAUGUAGAUGAAAAAAUGAGAUGGAAAAAGCUUACUUAUUGAUGUUAAAAUGUAAUUUGUUUUCUGAUUUUAAUUUCUGUAAUCUAAUUAAUUUAUAA